UCUCCGCUUCUUUUCUAUUCUCUCCUCUUCUCUCCUCUUCUUUUCUCUUCUCUUCUUUUCUAUUCUCUCCUCUCCUCUUCUUUUCUAUUAUCUCCUCUCCUCUUCUCUCCUCGCUUUUCUUUCGAAGCAACACAAUGGAGUAUUUAGGUCGAUGGAUGUGCAACUACUUUAUACCCAGGAGAAUUCGCCCAUCGCCUUUUUUCACCGGGAGAUCUCUCCCACUGUUGGUCUUCCUCCAUGGCUUCGUCUUCCAUCCCGACCCGUGCCUCUCCCACCCCCAGCCAUGUCACAUCCUGGCUCGGAUCGGACACACGGUUCGUCUCGGUGCUCUGCUUCCCACCGGACAACCAGCCAGGGUACAGAACGCUCUGAACAGAGCCUUGACCAGCCUGAAGCACCGGGCUGGAGAAGGCAACCCGCCUCUUCUGCCCUACAACCUCACCCUGGAGGUGGUGUCUCGGGCCCCGUCUGGUGGCGACCCUGUCUCCCUGUCCAGGUGUGUGUGUCAGGAGCUGGUUGUGCGAGGGGUGACAGGUGUCCUGGCCUUCCCUCGUUCACCAGAGGAACUCAUCCACAUCGACUUCCUGUCCUCCUUCCUGGAAAUACCUUUUAUAUCACUACUGGAGGACCUAGAACCACUCAGAGUUAAGAACCGGUUCCAUCUCCAAAUGUCAGUUCGUGUUCCACCCUCUCGCCUGGCCAACCUUCUGCUCUCUGUUCUCCAGGGGGUAGAGGGGGAGACAGAGGGGGGGAGGGACUACUGA
Salmo salar (Atlantic salmon) is the source of this 764-nucleotide messenger RNA. NCBI's taxonomy places the organism in Eukaryota, Metazoa, Chordata, Actinopteri, Salmoniformes, Salmonidae. The record is from RefSeq and is a predicted model, not a curated record.